AUGGUGACGCGAGAGGAGCUUUCGCCAUCGUCUGAUCGAUCGAUCGAUCGGGUUCCUCCCCCGCCUCUGAGAUCCGACUCGAAGUUUGGAAAAGGGAAAGGAGCUGUAGGCGGUUCGAACCUUCCGAUAGAUCGAUCGGUAGGUACCCAAGUAACAGCAUCGGCGACUAGGUCUCACCAAAACCUCCCGCGUGAUUCGGAUACCAGGGAGCUGCCUCAAGAAGAUGUAGAGGGUGAUUGCGUUGUUGAGGGUGCGGGAGAGACUGUUUCGCCUAGGGCAAACAACGAUUCUGCAACAGAGAAAAGAGGCGAGACUGUUGACGGAGGUUGCGAUGAUCGCUCAAUCGGCCAGAUGGGGAAAAGUCACCGACUGACUCCUUUCUCCUAUCGUCGCGACGGGGCAAUUGCGCAACACUUGAAUCUCCCGUCGAAGCUUGCUCGACCGUCCGUGGUACAGGGACAGAGUUGGGGCGAUGUUCUGCCGACUGAGUCGACUUUCAAAAGUGUGUCCUCGCUGUUGAAAGAGUGCGGAGCAUACGGCGUCGAGUUCGUCAUCCCGCGACCCGAUCAGCGGCCUUGGACUCCACCGAUCGGUUUUCAGUGCGUCUAUGAAUCCUUCUUUCUGAAAGAUUCCAGGUUGUGGUUCCCGAUCCCUCGUCUGGUUACUUCUUAUUGCGCGCGCCGAGACGUAGCUAUGACUCAGUUGAUGACUGGGGCCGUGAGGAUCGCCGUUGCAUUGAUGGUGAUGGCAGCAGAGAUCGAUCUGUCAAUGUCAGUUCGGAUUUUCGAGGAGUUGACACAGACUCAGCCAAGACCGAAUGUUGCUCACCCGAACACCAUCGACCCUCAGGAUACUUUUUGGAAGGACGUUCCGAAGGUUGUGGUACUUUGUCCGCAAAUGUGGGCGAGCUUCGAUCGUCAGAGGAUCAGUUGCCAACAAAAGCGCAUCGCGAAAGUUGAUUGGUCACCGGACAUUCCGUGCGUGACGACGACGGGAAAUAGAAUGAAACUUCCACUUAUGGGACACAUUCCAAGAGCAUAUCCGAGCUACAGUGAGCUUCUACGUACUCAGCUAAAAGGUGAGAGCUUUAGCUCUAUGACUGCGUCUGAGGGAGAGGAGACCGAGCUUCAAAGAUUUCUGGCCAAGGAAACAACGACCAAAGGGAAAGAAGUUGAGGCUUCGGACUUAGUGGCUGAAAGGACAGACGUUUCGACGGUCGAUGCUCCCAACGUUAGUUUGCUGACGAAGAAGAAGAAAAGGAAGAGCAAGUCUUCCAAAAAGGUAGUAGUUAGCUCUGGAGAUGGGAAAGGCUUAAGGGAGGAAGUUCACGUGGAGGGCGAUCGAUCGACUAGCGAGGCUGAUGGCUCGAACGAUCCAACUGAGAUGGGCCUCGUCGGAUCGAUUGGUGCGAAGAGGAAGGAGCCGAUCGAUGGGGAUUCCCUCGGACCUGUCGGAACGACUCAGAAGAGGUCGCGAGGUCCUUCUCCUCUUUCGCUUAAAGAGAUAGCUUUGCCGGCCUCUCGCCUGCUGCCUUGGGGAGGAUCGAGCCCUCCGUCCGAUAGGUUUGUACUAGCUUCAUCCGAGCGUUGGACUUUUUGUCAUGAUAAGGAGAUGCCAUUCGUUAGCAAUCCUGAUGCGUGUGCUGAGUUGGCGCGUCGGAUCCGUGGUGGCGCACACUUGAUGCCGGAGAUCCAUGAGCUCGCGUUUCCGGAUGGGUUUAUCGCGUCUGCUCAGGCCGAUGUGGAAGCUGCUAUCCGUAAAAACCAGCUCAUAUUGGAUUACGAGCUGUCGCUGCGUAGGAUGGCUUCAGAUCUGACUAAGGCCGAGGCGGCGAUCGAGAGCAAAGAUGCGGAGAUCGAGAAGUCUAAAAGGGUUUCUCUGGACAAGGCCAAAGAUAUGAUCACCGAGCGAAGCCGUUAUCAUCGUGAGCAUAAGCAGGCUGCUGAGAAAAUUAAAAGUCUUGAAAGCGAACUAGAGGCUGCUCGAGGUAAGAUCGAUCGAUUGGAGGCAGAAAAGACCAAAGAGGCUGAGAAGACGAAGAAGGAGAUGGACCAUGUGAGACAGAUGCACCGCUGCGAGCUCACGUCUGAGAUGAGUUGUAUCAGAGCUGCGGCGACAGACCGUUUUGACAAGUUUAGAAAGUACAUGGCCGACUGA
Messenger RNA from Brassica napus (rape), 2157 nucleotides. Its product is annotated as meiosis-specific protein ASY2-like. Lineage: Eukaryota; Viridiplantae; Streptophyta; Magnoliopsida; Brassicales; Brassicaceae. The transcript is spliced from 4 exons. The record is from RefSeq and is a predicted model, not a curated record. Bases 1 to 2157 code for a protein of 718 amino acids.